GUUGGCUCUACCAUUCUAGUUUGUCCGCCCAGCCUGGGUAAGGCGGGAGCGAGCGAAAUUCAAGCGCCGCUUUAACUGGGAAUCCGGUUUCCUUGGCCCUCCGGUUUCCUUGGCCAUGGAGGCUUCCCAAGGUUUGACGGAAGUGGAGACUUUGAACCCACAACUGGCGGAGAGUUACCUGAGAUAUGUGCAAGAAGCCAAAGAAGCAGCUAAGAAUGGAGAUCUGGAAGAAUCAUUGAAACUUUUCAAUUUGGCAAAGGACAUUUUUCCCACCAAAAAGGUGAUGAGCAGAAUCCAGAAACUACAGGAAGCUCUGGAGCAGUUGGCAGAAGAAGAAGAUGAUGAUGAUGAAUUUACAGAUGUGUGCAACUCUGGCUUACUGCUUUACCGAGAGCUGUAUGAGAAACUCUUUGAGCACCAGAAAGAAGGCAUCGCUUUUCUCUAUAGCCUGUAUAAGGAUGGAAGAAAAGGGGGCAUCUUAGCAGAUGAUAUGGGAUUGGGAAAGACUGUUCAGAUCAUUGCUUUCCUGUCAGGUAUGUUCGAUGCUUCACUUGUGAAUCAUGUGCUAUUGAUCAUGCCAACCAACCUCAUUAAUACAUGGGUCAAAGAAUUUGCCAAGUGGACUCCAGGAAUGAGAGUCAAAACCUUUCAUGGCUCCAGCAAGAAUGAGCGCACUAGAAGCCUGACACGGAUUCAACAAAGGAAUGGUGUUGUGAUCACUACCUACCAAAUGUUACUCAAUAAUUGGCAGCAACUUGCAAGCUUUAAUGGACAAGCAUUUGUAUGGGAUUAUGUCAUCCUUGAUGAAGCCCAUAAGAUCAAAAGUGCCUCUACCAAGUCAGCAAUCUGUGCUCGUGCUGUUCCUGCAAGGAACCGCCUCCUUCUCACAGGAACACCAAUCCAGAAUAAUCUGCAAGAACUGUGGUCCCUGUUUGAUUUUGCUUGCCAAGGUUCCUUGUUAGGAACAUUAAAAACUUUUAAAAUGGAGUAUGAAAAUCCUAUUAUUAGAGCAAGAGAGAAGGAUGCUACCGCUGGGGAAAAAGCCUUGGGACUUAAGAUAUCUGAAAACUUAAUGGAAAUCAUAAAACCCUAUUUUCUAAGGAGGACCAAAGAAGAAGUGCAGAUGAAAAAGGCAGACAACCCAGAGGCCAGACUUGGUGAGAAGAAUCCAGGUGUUGAAGCCAUUUGUGAGCUGCUUUCCCUUACCAGGAAAAAUGAUUUAAUUGUUUGGAUACGCCUUGUGCCUUUACAAGAGGAAAUUUAUAGGAAGUUUGUGUCUUUAGAUCACAUCAAGGAGUUGUUAAUGGAGACACGCUCACCUCUGGCUGAGCUGGGCGUCUUAAAGAAGCUCUGUGACCACCCUAGGCUGUUAUCUGCACGAGCUUGUCGUUUGCUGAAUCUAGGGACUGCCACAUUCUCUGCUCAGGAUGAAAAUGAGGAAGAUGCCUCAGAUAUGAACAGCAUUGAUCACUUAACUGACAAUACACUGAUGCAAGAGUCUGGAAAAAUGAUAUUCUUAAUGUCCCUGCUAGAGAGACUUCAAGAUGAAGGACAUCAGACUCUCGUGUUUUCUCAGUCGAGACAAAUUCUCAACAUUAUUGAGCGUCUCUUAAAGAACAAGCACUUUAAGACAUUGCGAAUUGAUGGCACAGUUACUCAUCUUUGGGAACGAGAAAAAAGAAUUCAGUUAUUCCAGCAAAAUAAAGAAUACUCAGUUUUUCUACUUACCACUCAAGUCGGUGGUGUUGGCCUAACAUUAACUGCAGCGACUAGAGUUGUCAUUUUUGACCCUAGCUGGAACCCUGCAACUGAUGCUCAAGCUGUGGAUAGAGUUUACCGAAUUGGACAGAAAGAGAAUGUUGUGGUUUACCGGCUAAUCACUUGUGGAACUGUGGAAGAAAAGAUAUAUAGAAGACAGGUUUUCAAGGACUCAUUGAUCAGACAAACUACUGGUGAUAAGAAGAACCCAUUCCGCUAUUUCACCAAACAAGAGUUAAAAGAGCUCUUCACAGUUGGGGAUCUGCAGAACUCUGCCACCCAGAUGCAGCUUCAGUGUCUGCAUGCUGCUCAGCGGAGAUCUGAUAAGAAACUAGAUGAGCAUAUUGCUUACCUACACUCGCUGGGCAUAGCAGGAAUCUCAGACCAUGAUUUGAUGUUUACCCAUGAUCUGUCUGUUAAAGAAGAGCUUGACAUGCUGGAAGACUCUCAGUACAUUCAUCAGAGAGUUCAGAAAGCUCAAUUCCUUGUUGAAUCCGAGUCUCAAAAUACAAUGGAAAGACAAAGAACUGGAAGUGAGGAGACCUGGCUCAAAGCACAGGAAUUUUCUUCUCAACAGAAGAAGAAAGGUACUGAAUUAAACAAACCCCAGCCUCAGCCUUCACGCCUUCUGACUAAUCCUACCCAGGUAGAGGCUAUCAGUUCUCAGAUGGCCAGUAUAAGCAUUAAUGAUCAGUCUGCAGAGAGUGAGCCCCAAGAGCACUCCGAGGCACAUGAUGUCACUUCGCUGCAAGGUGAUCAGCACCACUUUGAGACUACAUCUGAUGCUGGCACUAUAGCUUCUUUACCCCAGGAGGCUGGAAGUAUAGGAGGAGUUUGGACUGACUCUUUAGUGAGCCCUGCAAAAAGUUUUGCAGCUGAAAAUGAAGCUGUGCAGAAGAAGGGAUUACAAGCAUCACCUGGGCAAGAGGCCCCAUCAGACAACCUGGGAAGUUUUCAGUAUUUACCUAGACAAUCUAGCAAGGCUGAUCUUGGGCCAAAUUUAGAUCUACAGGAUAGUGUGGUUUUCUAUCACCAUAGUCCCACAGCAAAUGAAAAUCAAAACCGAGAAUCAGAUGUACCCAUGAUUGAAAUAUCUGAUGAGUUGUCAGCAUCCCCUAGUGCACUGCAGGGUGCUCAAGCAAUCGAGGCCCAGUCGGAGUUGAAAGAGGACCCUUUAGAAUCACCACCACAGUAUGCAUGUGAUUUCAAUCUUUUCCUGGAAGACUCUGCAGAUACUAGACAAAAUCUCUCCAGCAAGUUUUUGGAACAUGUUGAGAAAGAAAAUAGCUUGCAAAGCCCUGCAGCUAACGCCAGGGAAGAGUCAGCACUUAAUCUCAGUGUGGAUUCUUCUAAUAAGAGUGAUGAAGAAUCAGAAGUGAUUACUGUGAAAACCAAAAACAAAGCUAGGAUCCUCUCAGAUGAUGAAGAUGAAGAAGAUGCUUUUAAAGGUACUUCCACAAAUUCAUUUAGCAUCUCUCCCUUCCCAUUCUCAUCUGUGAAACAAUUUGAUGCCUCAACUCCGCAAAAUGACAGCAGUCCAUCUCGAAGGGUUUUUUCACCUAAAAUACCCGAUGAUGUGAAUACAUCCUUACAUUCUAGGAGGUCUCUGGCUUCUAGGAGGUCUCUGAUCAAUGUGGUUUUAGAUGAUGUGGAAGAUAUGGAGGAAAGGCUUGAUAACAGCAGCGAGGAGGAGAGUGAGCCAGGGCUUUCAGAAGACAGCAAUGAAGAAGCCUUAGCCUGCACGGAAGAGCAGCCUUCUGGGGCAACACUGGCUUCAGGAAACAAGUCCAGCAACUUGCCCAUGUCUGAGCCUACUUCUCCAGCCUCACAAAGCUCUCCCUGUGCCCCUGAACCUUUGACAAGUGACCCUUUGCUUGAUCCUCCCCAGGAUCCCACAGCGGAGGCUGCUAAUGACUAUGAGAGUCUUGUAGCUCGUGGGAAAGAACUGAAAGAGUGUGGGAGGAUACAGGAGGCUCUCCACUGCUUGGUUAAAGCACUUGAUAUAAAGAGUGCAGAUCCUGAGGUCAUGCUCAUGACUCUAAGUUUGUAUAAGCAACUUAACAUUUGAGAAUUUUAUAGCCUAUUUCUUAUGUCCAAAGUGAAACUGAAUAUAACUGUUUUCUUCAUCAGUUCUUCCCUGAAUAUUUUAUUUUCCCCCCUUUAGGCAUACUUUUGCAAACUCAGAAGUGUUACUUCUAGUUGACAUUACCUAAAGUUUUGUGAAGCUGUUCUGAAAAGGACCAUCUUGUCUGUUAGCUCAGUUCUGAAAAUUAAAGUGACUUUUCUCAAGA
Molecule: messenger RNA, 4049 nt
Organism: Grammomys surdaster
Lineage: Eukaryota; Metazoa; Chordata; Mammalia; Rodentia; Muridae
Gene: Ercc6l
Product: ERCC excision repair 6 like, spindle assembly checkpoint helicase
Exons: 2
Coding region: 116-3826 (1236 amino acids)
Molecular function (GO): DNA translocase activity; ATP-dependent chromatin remodeler activity; ATP binding
Source: RefSeq, a predicted model, not a curated record